Hibiscus syriacus is the source of this 898-nucleotide messenger RNA. RefSeq lists its product as uncharacterized. Lineage: Eukaryota; Viridiplantae; Streptophyta; Magnoliopsida; Malvales; Malvaceae. The coding region runs from base 159 to 773 and encodes 204 amino acids. The record is from RefSeq and is a predicted model, not a curated record. The transcript has 6 exons.
CUGCGUUUGCUCGUCUUUUUUUUUCGGCGUAAUCGAUAAGCAUUGAAAAAAUUUGCUCCAAGGUCCCUUCGAAAGCCCUAUCCCUAAUCCCAGAUUUAAUUGAGUAUUGAAUUCGUUUCGCUUUCCUGAUCGAAGAUUUCGUUUAAUUCUCUGAAUCGAUGGCGGCUAAACCACUUACAAGUAAAGCAAUCGCUCUCACGGAAAAGAAAAUGGACAUGACAUUGGAUGAUAUCAUUAAACUGUCAAAAAAGACUACAAACAAAGGCAAGAAACAGCAGCAGCCAAGAAUGCCGAAUAAAAGCCAGAGACCUGUGAGUAACGCUGCUAAAGACAAGGCUUUUAAGGUACGGCAGUACAUGAACUCGCGGUCUUCUCUUAGACAGGGGGUUCUAGCGCAAAGAAGGUCCAAUUUCCAGGGCAACCGGUUUCCUUUUGCAGCUGAGGCUGCCCAAAGGACUGCAGUUGCUCCAUUUCGAAAUAGAGCCUUUAAUAGUAGAAGGGUGCCUAAUUUGAACAAGCCAAGGAUUGGGGCAACACCGAUCCAAAGAACUGCAAAUGGUGGUUUUGCAGCAAAGCUGUCGCUGCGGCAGCCGCAGCAGCAACAACAACAAGAGAACAAAGUAACGAAGCAAAAGCCGAAAACAUUGGAUUCCCUGUUUGCGAACAUGAAGGAAGAGCGAAUGAGAGUAUUUUCACAUCAGAACAAGAAUGUACAACCCAAUGGUGGUGGAAGGCAAAUAGUGCCCUGGGGAAGAGGGCGAUUUGGCAAGUGAUGUGUUCUGUUGACCUGAGGUCCUUACGUCUUUUCAUACGGUGUUGUGUUUUUGAACCUCCUCUAUCAACUGUAGGUAAUGUGUUCUCACUUGCUCGAAUUUGUACUUUGGAAUUAUUCCUUUUA